Molecule: messenger RNA, 392 nt
Organism: Ambispora leptoticha
Lineage: Eukaryota; Fungi; Glomeromycota; Glomeromycetes; Archaeosporales; Ambisporaceae
Source: the annotation of a GenBank genome assembly
GAAAUUUUUGAUAAGCAAUUUGCCAGAAAAAAAGGAAUUUCAACCAUUUCAGAGUCCUCUUCCAUUAAAACCCAAGAAUUACCACAUAAUCAGGUCAAUUCCACUGAAUUUCCUACAAAGAAAACUGUUUCAUAUUGCGCGUCAUCUUCUCCAUCCCCAACGUUUUUUCCUUCAAAUAUUUCAUUAAAUAUUUCACUUCAUGUUCCUAGUACUAAAUUAACUUCAAAUAAUCCUGAUACAAAAAUAUCGCCUUGGACUUCAGAUGAAGAUAAAUUACUUAUCGAUGCAGUACUAGAAUCAAUGACCCCUUCAUGGGUUCAAAUAUCAAAGAAUAUUAUGAUGCAACGCUCUGAAGACGCGUGCAGAUUACGUUGGGCACGGUUAAAGAAAAG